This is a messenger RNA of Blepharisma stoltei, 591 nucleotides long. NCBI's taxonomy places the organism in Eukaryota, Ciliophora, Heterotrichea, Heterotrichida, Blepharismidae. The record is from the annotation of a GenBank genome assembly.
AUGCUGGCUUUUCUUUGUUUAUUGGUCGGAACUGCUCAUGCACUUUUCUUUAAUCUCCCAGGUAAAACAGAACAAUGCUUUGCGGUCACAGUUUCCAGAGGAGCAGAACUAUGGGGUGUCUAUAUAGUUUCUGGGGAAGGCGAUCAAAAUGUUCUAGCUCGUGUAACAGGGCCAGAUGGUCGUGUUCAUUUUCAAAGCAAGCCAAAGGCACGUGAAGGGUCUUUCGAACUGACUCCAGAGCCAACUGGUGACUAUCGUUUGUGCUUCCAAGCUAAAGACAGCCGUCAGAAGACAAUUUCCUUUGAGUUUUCCAGCCAGGAAAAGGUCGUAGAAGAUAAAUUAGCUACUGAAGAAGAAAUGACACCUUUAAAGGAAACCUUAAAACAAUUAUCUAGGAACUUAGACAGCGUCUAUAGAAAUAUUCACUUUUACGAAAGAAGAGAAAAAAUACACAGAGACUUGGCUGAAAGGACUUGUGAUAGAGUGCUGUGGAGCGCCAUGGGAAAGAUAUUUGUGCUUUGCGUGAUCAGUUUAAUGCAGAUUUUCAUGUUGAGAAGCUUUUUCGAUUCUAAAAAGUCGACUGGGGUAUAA